This is a messenger RNA of Neltuma alba, 3270 nucleotides long. RefSeq names its product pentatricopeptide repeat-containing protein At3g21470. The record is from RefSeq and is a predicted model, not a curated record. The coding region runs from base 136 to 1995 and encodes 619 amino acids. The transcript is spliced from 2 exons. Gene Ontology annotation, molecular function: protein binding; RNA binding. Lineage: Eukaryota; Viridiplantae; Streptophyta; Magnoliopsida; Fabales; Fabaceae. Gene Ontology annotation, biological process: RNA modification.
UGGGAAGACACCGAUGGUUGAGUUCAUCGCACUCUGGUUAGCUGAUUGUGGAAUUUCGCCUCUGAUUCUUUCCAGGUUGCUUGUCCUCAACUUCAAAAAUCUCAGUGAUGGAGCGCUUCUUCAGCACUUUCAAUUAUGACUUCAAACCCAUCAUCCUCACCAAUUAGAUUAGAAGAAGCCAUGGAAAUGAGAAUAGCUAGAAUGCUGAGUUUUGCACAACGCAUACAACCUUUUGCUAGAUAUUAUCAAACAAAAGUACCACCUCUACAUCAAAACCUUCAAUGUUAUUGGCUCCUACAUCCGUUUCCUAGAUAUUUUCAAUCAAAAGUUCCAACUGCACAUCAAAACUUUCAAGGUUUUUUGCUCCUGCAUCCUGCAACUGUCAAUCAAAUAUUUCAAUUUUGCACCAUCAGAAGCUUCCCCUAUGUAUCUAAUUGGUUCUCAUUAAUUAGUAACUAUAUUUACCAAGGAUCAUGGAAAGAGGCCCUGGUUGUGUAUAAACAAAUUCGUUAUGAAGGAAUCUACCUUUUUAGCGUGAUCCCUUUGUUACUUAAAGCUUGUGCUUCUCUUUCAUUCUUUGAUUAUGGGAAGGCUUUGCAUGCGGAGUCCAUUAAGGCUGGUUCAGACAGUGAUGUAACGAUUGGAACCACAUUAAUUGGUAUUUAUGCUAAGCGUGGUGCUGUUCUUGAUUCCUGUAAGGUGUUUAAAUCUAUGCCUGAGAAAAAUGUUGUCACCUGGAAUGCCAUGAUUAAUGGAUACCUAAAAAAUGGGGACACAAAUUCUGCAUUAAUUCUAUUUGACAAGAUGCCAGAACGAACAGAAGUAACUUGGAAUCAGAUGAUUGAUGGGUUGGCAAGGAGUGGAGAUAUUGUCACUGCUCGACAGUUGUUUGAAAAUGGUCCACCUCAGUUAAAAAAUGUGGGAACAUGGACUGUGAUGGUUGAUGGGUAUGCUAGAAGAGGGAAUAUGGAAGCUGCCAGAGAGAUCUUUGAGCAGAUGCCUGAGAGGAAUUUCUUCGCCUGGUCAUGUAUGAUUUGUGGGUACUCAAGGAUAGGCAAUGUCAAAGAGGCCAAGGCCAUUUUUGGGCAGGUUCCUGUCCGGAAUUUAGAGAUUUGGAAUUCCAUGAUUUCUGGGUAUGUCCAGAAUGGAUUUGGUGAGGAAGCACUAAAAGCAUUUGAUGACAUGCAAGCUGAAGGGUUUCAUCCAGAUGAGUUUACUGUUGUUAGUAUUUUAUCUGCUUGUGCUCAGUCGGGGCUUCUAAAUGUUGGUAAGAAAAUCCACCAUAUGAUAAGAAAGAGAGCACUAAAGAUGAAUCAGUUUGUUCUUAGUGGAUUAAUUGACAUGUAUGCAAAAUGUGGGGAUUUAAUCAAUGCAAGAUUGGUCUUUGAAGAGUUUACUGAAAGGAACAUCUUCUGCUGGAAUGCAAUGAUAUCUGGUUUUGCUAUCAACGGAAAAUGUCUUGAAGUCCUUGAGUUUUUGGGCAGAAUGGAGAAUUCAAAUGUAAGGCCUGAUGGCAUCACCUUUCUCACUGUACUCACAGCUUGUGCUCAUGGGGGCUUUGUGAAUGAAGCAUUAGAAUUAAUAUCCAAAAUGCUGAAAUGUGGAUUGGAAAUAAGCAUCAAGCAUUACGGAUGCAUAGUUGACCUCUUGGGGCGGACAGGGAGAUUAGAGGAGGCUUAUGAGUUGAUAAAAAGAAUGCCAAUGAAACCCAAUGACACAGUUCUAGGAGCAAUGCUCGGAGCAUGUCGGAUUCAUUCAGAUUUGGAAAUGGCUGAACAAAUAAUGAAGGAUAUUAGGGCACAAAGUCUGGACUCUCUUUCUGGCGAUAAUUCUUAUGGUGUGCUUAUGUCUAAUAUCUAUGCAGCUUCUGAAAAAUGGGAGAAAGCUGAAAGGGUGAGGAUUGUCGAGGAGAAUGAGGGAUCUCAAAAGACACCUGGUUGUAGCUCAGUCAUAUUCAGUGGCUCAGAGUCUCAAUUUUGUGUUGUUGCCAAGUAACAACUAUUGUAAACUUGGGCAUGGCUGACUGAGAAACGUGCAAGGAGCUUAAUAUAAUAGUACUAUCUUGGAGCUCUGCACCAAGACCAAAUCUAUUGCUGCUGCUCCCGUAAUAGGUUUAUGUUCCAAUAGCUCAAGCAUGCAGAGUACAUGGAGUUAGUUUACUGAUCACAGUUUUAUCAGAGUUUAAGACAAGAUGGAUUUCUUUAAAUAAAUAAAUAAAAUAUAUUAAAUUUUCAUUUUUGAUUAAUUUAUUAAAAUCAGUAUACUAUGAAUUGAAAUCAAAAGCAGGGUGUUUAAAAUUAGUUGUAAAUCUGGCCAUAUGUUUUAACAAUCCAACCUGGAAGAAUGACUUUUGGCAUAGUAAUGUGACUUUGAACUGCUAAAGUACUCCUUAAAUUUUUUGAAAAUGAACUUGAUGUCUGGGGAAGGGUAUUAUAUUAUGCAAUUGAGCUUUAUCAUUUUAACAUGAUAUGACUCCUUUCGUUUUCCGGUAGGAUUUUCCAAUGACCUGUGACUGGAUUACUGUAGUUAAUAUGUAGAUCAUUAUAAUUUCGGAAAUAGUAAGCUGAUUUUAGGGGAUUAGAUUAGAUUCAAAUUAUUCCUAAUAUCUCUCCUCACUGUCCCUUGUAAUCUCCUCGAUACACCCGACUCUAUAUUUUCAUUGUACAGUACACUCAGAAAACAUAUUGGACUAUUCAAAAUCACAGUGGCUCCACAAUUACCAGUAAAAUAAUGCCCCUUUUUUAACUCAACUAUUGAUAACAUCCAAAAUUUUCAGAUAAUAAAUAAUAGGAAACUUCUAAAAAGAAACCACCAUAUAUCUCAUUUGGCUCAUUUGUAACCAGGAUAAAUUGUUUAGUUGCAAAGGCAGCAUGUGUGAAAAUUGAAAUAGGCAUACUGAAUGAUCUGCGUUUUUCAUUUGCCCGGUUUUUAAUUUUUCUGUCCUACAAUGGCUGGAUGGAUGUGUUCUGUGACACCUUCAAUGCUUAGCACUAACAGUCUCAGACUGAUUUUUAUUGAAAUUAGCUGUCUCAGACUGAUGGAGACUGCUGGUAUCCUCUUAGAAACUAAGCUUCUUCUAUGAGUUGAUAGGUUAGAAAUCUGUCCAUGCCCCACAUGCCCUAAAGUUACAAUGAGUAUCUUGAGUGGCUAUAUCCUGAAGUUAAUUGAAAUGCCAAUCCUUCAUGACAAACUAAAACUAUAAUUAUAAUGUAUAUUCAGUUCAGCUUUUAAUCAGCAAGAUGCACAGCCGAAUCAAUCUAUCCCUUUUUG